AUGAAGCGAAGCGCCAAGACCAUAGCACGGACGAUAAAUCUUUCGCAGCCAAAGAGUUGCGAGAGACCGUCACCUGUGAGAAAAUUGGUUAGUGCCGAUAUCGCUGAGCCUUGUCCCACUCUUGGAAAUUCAUACCAAACUCCGAGGCCCGUCACCGUCAGAAUAUGCACGCGAAAACAGUUGGAGAGAACUUGUCCACCGAAGCUGUGCGAUUGUCCACCGAAAGAUGAAACUCCGGCGGGACGAAAGAUAAUUGGAACUUGGGCAAAAUUAUUGUCAAAGGGCGCAAUAGCAGGCGGCCUCGUAUAUUGGACAUCAGCCGAGGGCGUUUGGGGCGACAGCACAGAAACGGAGGAUCUUUACUACCGCAUCGUGGCAACGGUCGCUCCCGUGCUUCCGGAACUCCCGGAUCUCCAAGAGAUGAAGCUGCCGCAUUUGGAGAGCGUGAAGCACACGAUUUACGAAGCUUACAACCAUUUCGUGUGCAGCGCGAUCGGCGGACUGGUCGAAAUCCCAUCGGCGAUAAAAGACAAAGUAAUGAACGCGCUCUUCCCUUGCGACAAUUCGGACGAAGAUAAACUCCAAGACUCUGCUGAAAUUAACGAGAAUUCUUGA
This is a messenger RNA of Venturia canescens, 615 nucleotides long. It is a transcript of the gene QIL1, whose product is annotated as MICOS complex subunit MIC13 homolog QIL1. The record is from RefSeq and is a predicted model, not a curated record. The transcript is spliced from 3 exons. The coding region runs from base 1 to 615 and encodes 204 amino acids. Lineage: Eukaryota; Metazoa; Arthropoda; Insecta; Hymenoptera; Ichneumonidae. Gene Ontology annotation, biological process: cristae formation. Gene Ontology annotation, cellular component: mitochondrial crista junction; MICOS complex.